GGAGGCCGUAAAAUGUACGAAGAGGAGUUGAAGGAUGUCCGCAGUCUAUUGGACAAAAUAUCCAACGAGAAAGCGGAGGUGGAAAUAGAGAGGGGCCGACUAAUGUCCGAGGCAGAAGACCUACGAGAAGCGAGUGAGUGUGAUGUGUCCAGACUAAGGAAGCUAAAUGGAAGUCUGAGUACUCAAUUAGGCCACAAGACUGCCCAAAUAGAGACCCUCUCAUUAGCCCUGGAAGAGGCAUGUGAAGAUAUGAACAAAUUAAAACGUGACUUGGAGAAUGGAGAGAAGCAAUUGAAUGUAGCACGUAGUCAGUUGGAGAGGGAGACAUUGGGGAGAAUAGAGGCAGAGAACUCUCUCCAAACAAUGAGAGAGACAGCCGUGUUUGACAGAUCAGUGAGGAGUGGGGAAGGAAUAUACGAGGAUAUGCGAGAUCAGUUGGAUGAUGAUAUGUGUCUUGUUAUGAGUAGAAUGGAAGGAAUACACCAAACUAAGGCACUCAGAAAGGAAUUGGAUGUUCGGAAACAACAAGUGAGUUCAUUGACUGACCAAAUGACCACUCUCACUGCACGUUUAAAGGAAAGGAAUCAAGAAAUUGAGAAAUAUAUUCGACAGAUUAGUCAAUUAGAGAAAACAUUGCUCGACAAGCAGGUGGAGAUGGAUGAGGCCAGUCUUGCACAUACCACACAUAUUGGGAGGACUGAACAACUCCUUUCUCACCUUACUGCCACUCUGGAUAAUACUCUCGAUGAACAUCACGACUUGUUUGCAGCCAAAGUCCGGCUGGAUACGGAAAUCGGGGCUUACCGUACUCUCAUGGAGAAGGAGGAGACGAGACUUGAGUUGGAUGGGCCACGGAAGAGGAGACGAGAUUCCCUCUGCUCUCUUUCUACGGGGGAUGUCCGUAUUGUACAUCAGUCUGAUGAUACUGUCAAACUCCACAACACUGCCGACACUGUAAUCACAUUUCUCAUUCUAGACUGUCGAUGUGUCAGCCUGGCUGCUUACUCAGACUGUACUCUCACAACAAGUGUCCUUUCUCUUUCCCCCUCAGACUACACUCCCUCCCCAAGGAUAUUGUAAUAUAUAUAGUCCUGACUCCACUCAUGAUUCACAACAUCUCUCCUUUGCACUACAAUAUCCCUGGUUGGCUGGACAUCCUUCUAUUAUUCGAUUGUUUGAUGCCAAUAACGUGCAAGUCGCCAAACGUUACUUCACUACUCCAGUCAAGCAA
This is a messenger RNA of Octopus sinensis (East Asian common octopus), 1231 nucleotides long. Its product is annotated as prelamin-A/C-like. Bases 13 to 1080 code for a protein of 355 amino acids. The transcript is spliced from 3 exons. NCBI's taxonomy places the organism in Eukaryota, Metazoa, Mollusca, Cephalopoda, Octopoda, Octopodidae. The record is from RefSeq and is a predicted model, not a curated record.